This is a messenger RNA of Sparassis crispa, 1266 nucleotides long. RefSeq lists its product with no specific name. Lineage: Eukaryota; Fungi; Basidiomycota; Agaricomycetes; Polyporales; Sparassidaceae. The transcript has 4 exons. The coding region runs from base 1 to 1266 and encodes 421 amino acids. The record is from RefSeq and is a predicted model, not a curated record. Gene Ontology annotation, molecular function: protein kinase activity; ATP binding. Gene Ontology annotation, biological process: protein phosphorylation.
AUGCUAGUCUCGCCGGUCUCACACGAAAGGUACGACGGGCCAUACGCGCUCUGCCAAACGGAAAUUUUCUGGAGUGAACGAUAUGCGUUUCUUGCGAGCGUAGGUUACCAACUGCGCGUGCGCUACCGUCCGGACUGGUUCCCGUCGUGGCUGGCCACCGGGAAGGACCCUGAGGACUGCGAGGAUUCUGCCUGCAACUCUGAGGUGAACGCUAUGGAUGCCACUGGACAGGACGGCCAACGCGUGACGAUCAGGGUCGUGGAACGAGGUAAGACCGAGCAAGUGAUGGAGCACCUCGAGAAGCGCGACCAGGUCUCGGGCUCUGAGGACCGCUACUGCGUUCCGUUCCUGGACUUUCUGCACGAUCCGUUUCUUGUCGACUAUGACCUGAUGAUCACGCCGUAUCUCCGUCCUUUCAACGAUCCGGGGCUCACCAACACGAGUCACGUAGUCGACUUUGUGCUGCAAACGCUUCGGGCCCUGGCUUUCCUGCAUGCCAACCAAGUGGCGCAUCGAAACAUACAGGCCAGAAACAUCAUGAUGGACGCCUCCUCUCUCUACCCAAUGGGGCACCACCCCAUUCGGCUCAACAGCGCGCGGGACGGCACCACCAGCGCCGUCCUCAUGAACCGCAUCCGGCGGCCCGUCCGGUACUACCUCGUCGACUUCUCCCGCGCCACGCAAUUCGAGCCCGGCGAGUACCCAUUCGUGGUUUACAAGAGAGGGCAGGACUGGCGCCUCCCGGAGCGCACGAUGCCCCCGCGGCGCAUGCACAUCGACGCGUUCAAGGUGGACGUAUACCACCUCGGCCGGCUGUACGAAUCCGCGUUUCUCCGCGCGGGGGAGGCGCAGUACCCCGAGGCGGGGUGGCCGCUCGCGAGCCUCGAGAUCCUCGUGGCUUCGAUGGUGCACCCCCGGCCGGAGAUGCGCCUCCCGGCGCGCGGUGCGCUGCUGAUGGCGCAGUAUGUGUUCUCGAAGGUGAAUGUGCCGCCGUGCACGGGCAUAUGGAGGACGCCGCAGCCGCCUGUGAUGCAGCACCCCCGCCGCGUGGCGCUCUCCGCCGCGGUGAUCAUGACUGACUAUCUCGUCACCGAGCUGGAAAAGCUGGCGUCUGAACCAGGUGCGUUGGAGUUACAACAGCCAGUCCUCGAUGUCUGUCCGCCCGACUUCUUCGCGUCAUCGUUUUCGUAUUGGAGCGCGUUGGCGGCGGCCUGCAUCGUCGGCGACAAGUGUUCCAAUUCCUUCGACGUUCUUUCACGAUCCUAA